AUCACAUCAUCUCCAUUCAUCCCAACUGUACAUUUAUCCAUUGAGAGCCGCAGUCAUAUCGAGUCCCCAACUCCCACUCCUCUCGUUCUUCACUACUCUGACACGUCCACAGCCAUGUAUCCAUCUCAAACACCGCGGACUCAGCGCAUCACCAAGUGGCUCUCGGCGAGGGACGCCGUCCUGGGAAGCCGUGACACCACUCCCACCCCAUCUUCUACGGCGGACAAGCUCGCCAUGCUCAUCAUGGAUGCUCUACUAGUCAUCUCCGACCUUGCCGCCUGCUCCUUCCUUGACAUUGCACGAAGCAUUCCGAGGGGCGUCAUGUUCGCCAAGACCCGAGCGCCCUUCAUGUGUUGGUACAACGCCGGUCACUAUCGAUCUCACACUUUACUCUCACACCUCCGAGCGCGGGGGCACCCCUUGUCGCUCAGCCAGGCGGAAGCGCUGCUCGAGUUGGCCGGCCCCGAAGACUUUCUCCGCGUGUGGUUAACCAAAGAUGAUGUCCGGGUGGGUUUAGACAAGGACGAGGAGGACAAACACCACGGGUACGACGGGUACCAUGACGGCUGUGAGGACGACGAGGAAGACGAGGGUGAUGAGUGUGAUGAGUGUGAUGAGUGUGACGAGUGUGGCGAAUACGCUGAGGAUAUUGAAGCCUAUGUGGACGACGAGGGCGAUGAAGACGACGAGGGCGAUGAAGACGACGAGGGCGAUGAAGACGACGAGAGUGACGAGAACGACGAGAGCCACGCGGACGUCGAGAAUGACCGAAUGAAGUAUGUCGACACAGUGCAAGUGCUUAGCGGGCUCUUCGCCCCGGAGAUCUGGGAAAACAAUCACGCACGUCUCGCCGUCAUGCUCAUUCUUGAGACCGUCCUGUUCCACGGCGGAAUCAAUGAGGUGAUGUGGACAAUGAGGCAGGUGUUGAAGAGAAUUGACCUCUCGGACGAGCAAAUCCAGACAAUUCAGUACAGGUUCGAGGAUGAGCGGGAGUGAACAACGCGCGAGGCUGUGUUAGUAUCAUGUAUGCACCGUU
Molecule: messenger RNA, 1036 nt
Organism: Cutaneotrichosporon oleaginosum
Lineage: Eukaryota; Fungi; Basidiomycota; Tremellomycetes; Trichosporonales; Trichosporonaceae
Source: RefSeq, a predicted model, not a curated record